Messenger RNA from Argentina anserina (silverweed cinquefoil), 576 nucleotides. RefSeq lists its product as uncharacterized. Gene Ontology annotation, molecular function: transcription regulator activity. The record is from RefSeq and is a predicted model, not a curated record. The coding region runs from base 1 to 576 and encodes 191 amino acids. Lineage: Eukaryota; Viridiplantae; Streptophyta; Magnoliopsida; Rosales; Rosaceae. Gene Ontology annotation, biological process: regulation of transcription by RNA polymerase II. The transcript is spliced from 2 exons. Gene Ontology annotation, cellular component: nucleus.
AUGCAAGAAGACUCGUUUAUCAAGAAAAACAAGACAUAUCAGGACGAGAUCAAUGGCCGGGGCGAUCUUACUUGGACUUUGCUCAAGUCCGAGUUGAAAGAGAGCAAGAUCCACCGCCUCAAGCUUAACCAAGCCCUAGAAGUCAUGCACCAAAGUUUUGAUCCUGCUGAGGACCCUGUGACCCACAAAGACGUAUCGGAAGACAUUAUUUUCAAUGCGGAAAGAGACUUCUGCACCGCCAUUUUGGAGACAGGAGACGAGGUGGUCACGGUGGCGAAUCUGAAGGUGCAUCAAGGUUUCGAAGACAAGGGAACUCAGGUCUUGAUGCAGAAGCUCGUGUUGCCUUCGGCACAAAGCGCGUUGAAGACGUGGACGAGCAGUUCGAUUGCGUUUUCAACCAUGACGGAGGAUGAGAAAGAAGAUCUUCUCCUUGCCUUCGAUUGCGUGGACUUCCAGGACACAAUAAUGUGCCAGAAGCAACUUUUGAAGAAGAAUGAGGAAUGCCAUGGUGAUUCUAGUGAUGGCUCUACAAUAUCUCAUGAAGAACAUGCUUAUAUCUAUGUGGAGGAUGAUUGA